Phytophthora nicotianae INRA-310 is the source of this 4237-nucleotide messenger RNA. RefSeq lists its product as hypothetical. Bases 84 to 2243 code for a protein of 719 amino acids. NCBI's taxonomy places the organism in Eukaryota, Oomycota, Peronosporomycetes, Peronosporales, Peronosporaceae. The transcript is spliced from 2 exons. Gene Ontology annotation, biological process: ERAD pathway. Gene Ontology annotation, cellular component: endoplasmic reticulum membrane. Gene Ontology annotation, molecular function: protein binding. The record is from RefSeq and is a predicted model, not a curated record.
AGGUGGGAGAAUUCACCUGCUCUUCAGAAACCAACUCGCCAAGUCGAGGAGCUACGUCUACGUCUCGGUCAUCUCCUCUCUGCAUGCGCUACUCCUUCCACCGCGGGCUCGCCAUCGCGCUGACAGUCGCGCUCUCCUGCGUCUCCGCGUCGCCUUCUGAUGUCUCGGAGACUCGCGCGACUGACGCCAUCGCGCCACCGUCGCCGCUCGCGGAGGCGUUGCGACGUGUUCAGACUGAUAAUGCGGCUGUGCGUGAUCUGAGUGAUGCCGCGCUCUCGCCUUUGGUGCCGCGUGCUGAGCGCCGUGACGCGCUGGUGCAGUUAGGCGACAUGUAUUUCUACGGGAACAGCUCGCUCGACACGAGCGUCAAUGGAACGCUGGCCUUGAAUCUGUACGCUGAGGCAGCAGCUCUGGGUGCACCCAGGGCGCAGUUCCAUGUGGGUGUGGCGUUGAGUUACGGACUCUGGGGCUUCCCGCUUGACGAAGCGGCCGCCAUGUCGCACUACUACUUCGCCGCUCUGGGUGGAGACAUUGGCGCCGCUAUGGCUUUGGGGCACAAUCAUCUGCUGGGACUUGGAGCUCCGAAGAAGUGCGAAUCGGCCGUGCGCUACUACGAAGUGGCGGCCAAUGAGGCCGUAGCGAGACGGGAGCAGAAUGCCAGCCAUCCCGCCAUCUACGACCUGCCACAUCGUCGUCUAAAGACUGUAGCGGAGACGCAGCACAAGAAGAACUUGCCUGGUGACAGCGCGAUUGUUGACUAUUACGAGUUCUCGGCAGACAAGGGCGACCCAGACGCCACACUCAACCUGGCAACAUUGUACUUCUACGGCGCUCGUGGACUCGCACAAGACGUUGAACGUGCAGCGACGCUCUUCCAGAAAGCGUACGACUUGGGAGCUAGUGGGGGAGCGUACCACUUGGGACACAUUUACAGUCUUGGCAUUGGCGUCCCACAGAAUAACGCUACGGCGUUCAAAUACUUGCAAGAGGCUGUGAAUGAGGGAAACACGGCAGCCCAGAAUGAACUGGCGCACUUGUAUCUGCUGGGCAAAGGCACCGAACGCGAUGAGGAAGAGGCUGUGGCUCUCUUUAAGGCUGCAGCUAAGCAGGGCAGCAUGGAGGCCUUCUACAACCUGGGUGUCCUCCACAUGCGAGGCGGUGGAUCGACGGGCGCUGUACUUGCCACAGAGCACCCCGAAUACGAGGUCGCUCAUGGCUAUUUCCAAGUCGCUGCGCACCAAGGCCACACAAUUUCAAGUCAUAAGCUCGGCCAGAUGAGUCUGCACGGUAUUGGCACAACGCGCUCCUGUAAAAAUGCAGUCGAGUCGUUCAAAAUGGUGGCCGAGCGUGGCGAAUGGGAUCGGGUGCUCACUCAGGCAUACAAAGACUUCAAGCGCCAGGACUACGAGGCAUCUUUCAUGAAGUAUGCUGUUAUGGCUCAGCAAGGCUACGAAGUCGCUCAGCACAACGCUGCGUAUCUGCUCGACUACGAUUUCCUUACUCCUUCGGCGUUUUCACCUAUGCUAUCGCUGACGCCUUCGGGUAUGGAACUCACGAAGGACGUGGUGGCCUCGACUGCUGUGAUGCUGUACAGACUGGCAGCGCAGCAGGGUAACGUGGAUGCUAACCUGAAGAUCGGUGACUAUUACUACUAUGGAAAAGGUGGUCACCCCGUGGACUUCGUCAAGGCUAGUGCGCACUAUUCUCUGGCCAGUAAGCGGUCCAACGCGCAGGCCAUGUUCAACCUCGCACUCAUGUACGAGCACGGAAUUGGUGUGGACCAGGACUUUUAUUUGGCCAAGCGUUUCUUUGACAAGUCACGUGUGGCGCACAGCGAUGCCAGUGUACCAGUGACUCUAGCACUGUGGAAGUUGCGUGCUCACAAGUCGCUGCGGUCAUGGAAGAGAUGGUGGGAUGAGCUCGUAGGCAACGUGCCGCCGUCCAAGAAGGCAGCGUCUUCCUCGUCGACGUCGACUGCUGCGUCUCGCGGUCAGGACAACUCGCUUGACACAAAAUCUGAAGCGAGCGCUUUUCUGUCUUCUCUGCUUAAGAAUUGGUGGCCUGGAGACGUGGAUUUAAGCUCGAAUACUCUUCUGCUGGACAUGUUCAGUAACUGGCGCGAGGUGUUGCAGUCGGAUAACUUUCUCAUCUUUGUAUUGACGAUCGCGCUCGGGGUCGUUCUGUACAUCCGCUCCGAGCGUCAGUAUUUACAAGCGCCGCCUCAUCAGCAGCAACCACAGUAAGUCAAGUCAGUAGAGAAAGUCGAGACGAUGAUCCUGGGGUGAAAACUAAACGGCAACAACGGUAUGAUUAUUGCAUUUGGUCUUGAGUUAUUGCACUUGCUGUAGUGGUUCUGGAUCUAUGUAGGAAUCACGCUGUUCUUCAAACUGCUGCUGGAGCCGCUGGAACAUUUCUUGCUGUGCUUGUAGCGAACGUUUGAGAUCACUCAUUUCGGUCUCAAGUUGCUGGAUGCGCUUGUCGCUCUCGUCUGCGCGUUGCUGCUCUCGCUUGAGAGCCUCCACUACCACAGGCAUCAGUCGUGCGUAUGCCACGUAUUUGAAUCCGUCAGCGUCUGUGGACACAACUUGAGGAGCGACUUUCUCCACCUCUUGAGCUAUGAAUCCCAAUUCACGUUGACCAUCAUGUGGAAAUUUAUCAGGGAACUCGGCCGAAUUGUACGCAUACUCGACACCGCGCAGUUGAGCUACAACCUCGGAGGCGUUGGCGAUUUGAUGGAUGUCGCACUUGAAUCGCUCGUCCGAUGCAUCUACGUAGGCUCCUGAGCCCAUAACUUGGCCGUCCACUGUCACACUUGCGCCGAAAAACGCCUCGUCCUCGACGAAGAGCUCGCCCUGCACUUCCACCAUCUCGAUGGCCGUCAUGUUGACGCUGCUAAUGUGACCACCAAUGAUUUCUACGCCUCGUAGCUCACUCUCACUCAUAUCAAUGGAGCCACGCAUGCGCUGGACCUCGAUUUUUUCAGCGCUGAAUGUGCCCGACGUGGCAUCAAAGCGCAGACUGCCAUGCUGCUCCAGAACGCCACCUUUGCCGUACACAGCCACGAAGCCAGCACGUUGUCCAGCUACCUGAACAGACUGCACUGAUAGCGUGAUCUCGCCCAAAUUGAGAUCAUUUUCAGCUUCCAGAGUUUUAACGCCCGUAAGUGACGACGUAUCAAACACCGCUGCAGUCAAAGGACGCCACACGCCGCCGUCAAAUACGAAAAUGGCUGCUGCACCUGCCGCUACGUUGAGUUCGCCACCCAGGGGCUGUUCAUCGUCGUUCUGGAUGACAAGCAACUGACCAGCAUACGCGUGUUCACAAUCAAUUCUCGCCGUAUUUGGAGAAGCAACUCCAUCGUUGGUGAUCUGAACGUAGCUGUUGGUACUUGGGAUGACGAGAUUAUUAGAGGCGCGAAGCUGAACACUCGAAAAAACGGCCUGGGCCUGGGAGACCAGAGCUCCGUUUGCAAUUAUCCGACCACCGCGAGUAGUAGUGACGUCUCCAUGCGUCUCCAAGUUGCCUAAUGAGUCCACUGAAAAAACGCUUUCUGUUUGAGUAGUGCGGCUUUCAGAAUCGGUAGGUUUCAAUGCCUCAAUAAUACGAAAUGGCGGUGUAUGGAGAUGGUGGUUAGAGAGAUCAAAGCUCAACAACGCGCCAGCAAAGUUGGCGUUAGGUGAUGCCACAUGAAGAGCUUUACCGUUCACUUGCUCGGUUUUAACGGUUAGCCCACCAUCUUCGAUUGAGAAACCAUCUCGGGUGGUGAGACUCCCAGACUCGACUUGAAUACCACCAGACGCCACACGCAGACCACCGGACAUGAUCGUUUGGCCUCCAGAUUCGAUGGUCACACCACCAGCAAGCACGUGCAAACCACCGCUGUGCACUACCGUCGAUCCCGAAUCAAGCACUUCAAAAACUUUACUUUCGCUGCUUCUGCUACCUCUAGCCUCAAUUAGCGGUCUAGAAUGCGACGUGCCAUCAGUACCAUCACGCUGUAGUAAUAGUACCGGACCAGCGGGUGCAGUAAGUGUUGUCUGCCCAUUUUUCAGACUUAAAGUGCCAGAGCGAACAGCUAAGUUUCCGCUUUGAACGUCAAGUCCUCCGCUCAUAACUUUGAUUCCGUCCGACAGUACCUGAAUACCACCGCGCUCGAGUCUCAGACCGCCUUUAAGUAUCUCUAGGCCGCCACUGUGGAUGACAGUCUGUCCUGCUCCACUUACUCGCAAAAUGGGCC